Messenger RNA from Darwinula stevensoni, 1174 nucleotides. NCBI's taxonomy places the organism in Eukaryota, Metazoa, Arthropoda, Ostracoda, Podocopida, Darwinulidae. The record is from the annotation of a GenBank genome assembly.
AUGCAUGUGGUAGGAGACAUGAUUAAUGAGAAGUUCAACAUUUUCAGUGAAGAGAAUUCCUGGGAGCCAGUGGAAAAUCUCCUUUGUCAUGGUCUAAUAGCAGAAUUUGAGAAAAAAAGAGCAGAAGCAGAACAAGAUGAGAAGACAAAGAAAAAAAAGAAUGUUGAUCCUGUGGUGGCACUUCCUUCUUGCAAUGGACUAGAGAGAGGGUGGAAACUGGAGAAAAUAAUUGGUGCAACAGAAGUGAAUGCUGAGAAGAUGUUGUUUGUCAAAUGGAAAGAGCGUGAUGAAAUUGAGGUGGUGCCUUCCAAGGAGCUUCGCAAGCAGCAUGCUGACAGCAUCAUCAACUUCUAUGAGUCUCGCAUAAUGUGGGUCUCAGGAGAGAAGAAGGAAAAGUGAAGUGGUGAUCUGGAGUAUUCAAAGUGAUCUGCCUUCCAUUGCAUUUGUAUUUUGUACAGACCUGUAAUUUAACUCGGUGAACUAUGAGCCCUUACAAUAAGGUGCAGUUUUGUGUGUUUGUUGAAGACUGCUAAUUCAGUCUCAAACUUAUAAACUAGAAGCCAUUUGAGAUGGCAAUGCAGAGGCCAGGCCUCAGAAUGCAUUUUGACUCGAGUAUUGAAUUAGUUGGUCAAAAGCAUAAUCUCAGCAUGCCUGAGAUUUUGAUACACAGAAUGAGUGAAUGAGUUGCAUGAAUGUGUUUUUAUGUUUUUUUUUUCGAAGUUUUCCACUUGUGCUUCCAGUCUUGUCAUAGAACUGACUGACUGAGAACAGACAACGAACUGUGCUGAUUCUCUAAUUGUUUCUAUGUGUGAAGUGGAUUGGAUAGACCUGAUUUUUGUUCUUUUCUGUUGUUUUGUGUACUUACCUCAUGCAGCUUGUCUUGAGCAGCUAAAGGUAUCAUCAUAGCAUCAUAACCCAACUGGACUUUUUAUUUUCCUGUAGCAGAGUUUCGGAAUUUUAUUUCUGCAUGUGGGUUGAUGCUUUUCAUUGUUCUUUACUCUAGAAAUGUAGAAGAAACACCUUCUAGUUGGGUUAUGACUUGCUGUUUCUAAGAUAUUCGAGAGCAAUGCCUGUGGUGCCAACAGGUGAUGUCUAGAAGCGAUAUUGCCUGUACUCCAAAGGAACAGACAUGAUUCUGUAUCCCUGAUCUCCAUGAAUAAAUCUCUCAUACUUA